AUAGCGAUUUUGUCAUCCCUAUAGUUUUUCCACAUUAUAUAAUAUAUAUAUUAUAUAGUUACAACAAAGUACAUAAUAUAAAUUGUAAUCUUACCGCGCUUUGCUAAUUAUUUUCUUUGAAAUGAAAUUGAAUUAAUACAGGAAGAAGAAGGGGUUACGAAUGAUGCACCUUUCUUGUUUGAUUAAGGGCCGUUUAGCGGAAGUAGAACCGGUUUAAGGUUCGUUUUUCUCGUGCCAAAAAAACAGCUGACAAAAAAGAGCUGUUACGAUGGCUUUUGAAUUUAUUCUUACAAACUGUGGACUGUGAUAGAUUUUGCACACGAUUUUUAGUGGAAAUUCGGUAUUUCCACAAGAAUUUAUCUUUUACUGAAUAUGAUAGGAAAGAAUGAACAAACCAAGGAAAUUUCAAAUUCUUGCCCGGAUCGAAUUAAAUUGAUCACCGAGAAAAGGCAAUAUCUGAAGGACUCAACUGCACAGGCACAGGACGAAAUAAAAGUAUGCUUCAAACGGUUGGUUGAUGUGAUAAAAGCCAGAGAGAAACAACUACUACGUCAGAUUGAUGCCAUUCACACACAACAAUUAUCCCUUGUACAAUCAAAUUUAAAACUCCAUUCUUCCAUACCAUCAUUAAUUGUGAAUCUUAGUAAAGAAAAUGACCUCGAGAAGGAAGUUUUACAAUUCGGCAAAAUCGAAUUAUCAGACAUUAAUUGCAUAAUUAAUGAUACUGAGCCAUACAAAGUUGAGGAUUAUCAAGAAGCAAAUCGAGAUCAUGUCAGUUUUGAUAAGGAAUUGCAAAAACAAAACUUUUCGAGUCCGUCCAAUUCAAAUUCCCAAAAUGAAACCAUUAAAACGAAAACUGACUCUACAAAAUCCUGGGAUUUAAAUUCAACGGAAUUGAUGAACAUUCAAUUAAUUGACGAGGACUUUGACGAUUCUUAUGUGACUAAUUCAGAAAUUAGUCUAUCGGAAUUGUUCAAUAGUAAUCUAGGCAAUGGAGAGAGUGAAAGUUAUCAAAAAGAAUUUCAUUUUUCGACAGCUGAGGAAAAUUCCGUACAAACAAGAAACAAGGAGAAUGCUUGUAAUAUUGAGAAAAAAAAGGAAUUUCACAAAAGUCACACUGACGAUUCUGAACAUCCCAAACAAGUUCAGCAGUGGCUGCAGCAAAUUUUAAUCGAAACAGAAACUGAACCUAAUGUACCUGAAAUAGAACAAUUCUCGGAAAUUCCCAAGAGCCGAGCCAUUCCUGAUUUUCCACUGGAAACAUGAAAUAAAAUCAAAUUGAAGAGGAGUUACUUUUAACUAAAUUUGCUUGUAACUUAAAUAUUACCAUUUUCGUUGUUCCUGCUUCCUUUCCGGGGCCAAAUUUUUUUGAAAUGAAAUGAGUACCGAAAAGUCUGAUUUUCCUUAAUACUAUUUAUACCGUCAAACUCAUUUUUGUUUUCUAAAGUUCUGUAUUUGAAAGCCAUAAGUACUUACUUAAAUUAUAUUUCCUUUCUUUAUUUAUGAAUUUCUAAAUAAUAUAAAAGUAAGAAUGAUUGUUUAUGAGUGAAUGCAAAUAAAUUAUUCAAAAACCA
Molecule: messenger RNA, 1574 nt
Organism: Leptopilina heterotoma
Lineage: Eukaryota; Metazoa; Arthropoda; Insecta; Hymenoptera; Figitidae
Exons: 2
Coding region: 373-1266 (297 amino acids)
Source: RefSeq, a predicted model, not a curated record